AUGGGAAGGGGCGGCAGGUCAGCGCAUGCCUUUGCGGCAGGCAGAGACGAUAGGAUUGUCAGGGCUCAGCACAUCUUGGAGGGGAGCGUUCUCGCUGACAAUAAGACAGAGGAGCUCAAGCAGUUCGCGGAGGAGAGAGGGCUCAAGACGAGCGGCAAGAGGGAGGACCUCCUGAUUGCCCUGCACCCGUUCAGUAAGGGCAUCGCCCACCGGUACCCCGCCCCGAAGCCGCUGCCCCUGGCGAGACCACCGUUCAAGUUCUCCGACGUGCAGAAGGCCGUCCCUCGGCACUGCUUCAAGCGGAACCUGGCCACCUCCGCCACCCACCUAGCCUCCGACCUCAUCAUGGUGGCCACCUUCGGCUACCUGGCCACCUUCAUCAGCGGUGGAGCCAUCCCGGCCUGGGCAGGAUGGCUGCUGUGGCCGACGUACUGGUUCGUGCAGGGGACGCAGAUGACCGGCGUGUGGGUGCUCGCCCACGAGUGCGGCCACCAGUCCUUCUCCGAGUCGAAGACGAUCAACAACCUGGUGGGCCUGGUGUGCCACUCGGCCCUCCUCGUGCCGUACCACUCCUGGCGCAUCACGCACGCCAAGCACCACAACAACACGGGCUCCUGCACCAACGACGAGGUGUUCUGCCCGCCUGUGCGAACCGACAACGGGAAGUCGCCCACGGCGGAGGAGGACAUGGCGGAGCUGGUGCACGAGGCGCCGCUGGUCCAGAUGUUCUGGAUCAUCUUCAUGCUGGUCCUCGGGUGGAUGCCCGGGUACCUUUGCUUCAACGCGACCGGCCCGUCCAAGUACAACGGGCUCGCGAAGAGCCACUUCAACCCCUGGGCGAAGAUGUUCGAGGAGCGUGACCGAAUGGACAUCGUGACUUCGGACCUCGGCUUCUUCGUCGCGGUGGCCGGCAUCUGCUACGCCGUGCACGCGCUGGGCUUCCUCACGGUGGCCAAGUUCUACCUCGUGCCGUACAUGGUGACCAACGCCUACCUGGUGCUCAUCACCUACCUGCAGCACACCGACGUUUUCAUGCCGCACUUCCGCGGCAGCGAGUGGGACUGGUUCCGGGGAGCUCUCUGCACGGUGGACCGGACGUUCGGCCCCGUCAUCGACCACGUCAUCCACCACAUCGCCGACACCCACGUGUGCCACCACCUCUUCAGCAAGAUGCCCUUCUACCACGCGCAGGAAGCCACUGAGCACAUCCGAGCGUUCCUGGGAGACUACCACUUGUCGGACACUACCCCCAUCCCUAAGGCGCUGUGGAGGUCGUUCACCUGCUGCACUCACGUGGAGGACGUGGGCCACACGGUAUUUUACCAGGCGCACUAAACACCCAUGGGACGCCUCCGUACUUGGGUGUCUGUGUGCGGUACGAGGAGCUGGACGGGCAAGGGGGUGGGGUGGGUCCUGCGAGGCUGCCUUGGAACUCCUUUCUCGUACAUAGAUAGCUAACCUUUCCCCCGUCGCAUCACGUUGUGCUUGGGGUCUACUUGCUGUGGUUGGUCAUUUUUUUUACAUGAGGAUAGUGAAGAUCUAUUUUUGUGUCAAGUUGUGUGCGUUUGGUGUGGAUGGUUCGAUUGUUUUGAAAUCAAGUGGCUCGCACUCCAGGGCGGAUGGAAUGGAGUACGAGCGGGGGGGGGCGGGAGGGCUGCAGGCGACAAGUGGCGGGUGGGCGCUAUGGGUGAGCCAAAAACUGGGAGCGACACGCAUGGCGCCUUUGUUGUUCAUCUUCAAUAGUAACAGAGUCCAGGCUAGUAGGGGUCGGGGGUGUUGGAUGGAAGUGCUGUCGGUGGAUAUGACAAUUAAUCGUGUGUGUGUUCGGCGAUGAAACAACAGUGUGUUCGUGUGUGCUUUUUGAUGUUUCGACGUUACAAUCUAUGAGCUGGUUUUU
Molecule: messenger RNA, 1897 nt
Organism: Ectocarpus siliculosus
Lineage: Eukaryota; Phaeophyceae; Ectocarpales; Ectocarpaceae
Source: the annotation of a GenBank genome assembly